Temnothorax curvispinosus is the source of this 1546-nucleotide messenger RNA. It is a transcript of the gene Aps, whose product is annotated as diphosphoinositol polyphosphate phosphohydrolase 1. Lineage: Eukaryota; Metazoa; Arthropoda; Insecta; Hymenoptera; Formicidae. Gene Ontology annotation, cellular component: cytoplasm; nucleus. The record is from RefSeq and is a predicted model, not a curated record. Gene Ontology annotation, molecular function: endopolyphosphatase activity; bis(5'-adenosyl)-pentaphosphatase activity; diphosphoinositol-polyphosphate diphosphatase activity. Gene Ontology annotation, biological process: diadenosine pentaphosphate catabolic process; adenosine 5'-(hexahydrogen pentaphosphate) catabolic process; diadenosine hexaphosphate catabolic process. The transcript has 3 exons. The coding region runs from base 347 to 970 and encodes 207 amino acids.
GCCUCGGGGUGCAUUUGGAGGUUAUAGCGAGGAUCGGGUUUCGGGUUUCUGUUCGUGGCUCGUGGGUUACCGCGCGGGCGGCAUAGAUCGGCGACGGCAGACGCGUUUCGUCGUUGCGGGCGGAAGGACGCGCGAAGAUCAAAGGCUUCGAGCUCGAGCACGGGUGGCGGCGCAUCUAACCGCAGCCAUCGUAUACGUGAAUGCACGUGAACUCGGGGGACCGCUCACUGCACGUUUUUUACGUACGGCACAAAGUGGACUCAAUGUCGAUAAUAUGUCGGCUACGAGCAACGUUAGGACGACGCGGAUGCACAGGAUGGCCCGUCGGGCCGUUUGACGAUUAUUUAUGAAUCCACGGGAAGAUCUGAGGAGAGGGUGUCCACGGUGCAACAACAACAACAACAUGGUGAAGGAAAAGGCGAAUUCGAUCCGCAUCUACGACUCUGAGGGCUACCGACGCAGGGCCGCCUGUAUCUGCGUCAAGAGCGAUCUCGAGGACGAGGUACUACUAGUUACAUCCAGUCGAAGACCCGACAGUUGGAUAGUACCAGGUGGCGGCGUCGAACCCGAGGAAGAACCAGCGGUCACGGCUCUUCGCGAGGUCCGGGAGGAGGCUGGCGUUCUAGGACAGUUAGGCCGUUGCCUCGGCACAUUUGAGGUUAUAACUCGUGAUAACACGGAGCACAAACACCGAACGGAAGUGUGGGUUAUGCGAGUGACCGAGGAGCUGCCGGAAUGGGAGGACUCGCGCGCUAUCGGCCGGAAGCGAAAGUGGUUCACCAUACCGGAGGCCCUGCUGCAGCUUGGUCAACACAAGCCCGUCCAGCGCUCUUACCUGCAUAGUCUCCACAAUACCAAUCCACGACAUAAUCCCACUUCUCAGCUGUCCAAUCAUUCGCACUCCACGAUGGCGUCUAUCGAACUAAUGAAUAACUCUAGCAACAAUACCCACUUGAGCGAACACAGCUAAUAUCAUCGCGGAUCAAGCUCGGUAUUUUUUUUUCUUUAAUCCAAAAUUCGACCGCCAUGGGUUCCCUCCGAGCAAAACUCGCUGUUACUUCUCCUUUCUUCUCCUUAAGGAACUCCACUAUACAACUACUGUUGUGUUUUAUAUAUAUAAAUUGAUAUCUAUGUGCUUAUCUUUAUUAUUAUAUCCUUAGGUUAAUUGCUACGAUUAUUAUUACGUUUAGUCUUAGAUUGUUGAUAAAUCGGUUCGUGAAGGAGCACUUAUAUAUAUUUUUUUUUUCUGUAACCAAAUUCUUAUUUCUAAUGUGACUUUUUAUCGAACGCGCGAGAAGAGUGAUUAAGUCAAUUAUUUUACUGUCAUUAUUAUUUUAGUGUUUGUGCCUAAUAUACGUAGAAUGCCAUACACGUGAUCCUGUUUCCACGUAUCGCAUAUCCUGACUAUAUAGCUGCGCGAACUUUUUCUACAUUUUUGUCGGGGUGAAGGAAAAGUUGCGUUGUACUUGUUAAUAUACGGACGAUAAAAUUAUGUACUUUGUAUAUUAACUUCUUGAAUAAAUUUUGUAAUGAUUUCUGCGAAUUA